AUGGAUCGUUACCAUCUGACUACAGAUGGUACAUUUCGUGACAUUUUAUGUAGUUACUUAAGUGCCUAUCCAUCUUUAUUGAAACUCACGGAUCGUCACCAUCUGACUACAGAUGGUACAUACUGUGCCAUGUUAUACUUAAGUGCCUAUCCAUCUGUAAUCACACUUACGGAUCGUCACCAUCCGACGUCCGAUGCCUAUACUGGACAUACCUCGCCUCAACAACUGUCAGCUGGUUUCAUGAUGAGCGUACGUGUAAAUGAGUGAAAACUUAUAGUAUCAAGAUCAAGAUUUAAGAGGUAUGAGAUUUAAAUUCUCUACAAGAUCAAUGCAGUCGUUUGAAGAUUGCAAUUAAAAAUCGGGAAAAUCCUACUAAAAUUUAAAAUGGGAAAAUUUAGAGUAAUAUUGAGUAAAGAAUUAAUUAAAGAGAAGCAGUAGGGGUACGUGAGUAAAACAUCAAGAAAAUUUCCCCCUCCCUCGUCGGCAAGAAUUCCGGGAAAGUUUAAUGACCAAGAAAAAAUGUUACACGACAAUUUCAAGAAUGGAAUCCCCCCCCCCGGCGCCAAAAAAUGACGACUGUUCCGCCGAUUAGCACAUUGUAUAAUUUAUGCAUGAUACAUCAUGAGGUAUGCAGUCUCGGAGUGCCCUCUAGUCGAAGAGUACAUCUGGUAGUAAAAUUAAAGUGGCGGCCACUUUGUACGAUUUGGUCUAUUUCACAUCCAGUCAGAAUAUAUCAAUUUUAACAGAUUAUUAAUAGAAGACUAGUGGCUGAGCAUAUGACCGUGAGAAAUGCUUACAACAUUGCAUAAAAGACAGGAUUGCAAUCAUGGCAGCCCAGGCUGUCCAAAUGUACGUAAGUCUAUCAGCUUUAUUUCUUUUGCACUGCAGACACAAAAUCUUCCCAGCUUUGCUCAAUAUUAUCUGCGGUCAAUAUUUUUAAUAUGCUACAUGGUUUGCUAUGGCGGUUCAUGCAGGAUUUUAGUGGUUUUGAAUUUUAAUGUAUUGCGCGUGUUUAUGCAGACUGGCAGUGUUUUAACUCGGUGUAAAUAAAUUCAAAGAGGAACUAUACUGCCUAUGUGCUAUAAUAUUAACAAAUGCAAGGCGAAUCAUACUAUCUGUACUGGCUACAUUCAUGGAAACGUUCCGCCGUGUUUCUCGUUACUUCCUUGAUGAAUUUAUUAGAGCGGUAUGCCGUGUUUCCUUUUCAAUAUUUUAAGUUCUACAUAUCUUUUUAUUAAUCAGACAGUCCUAACAGUAACAGUCUAAUUGUCGUUUAUUAGAGUAAAGAGUUGCUUUUAAGAAUCAAGAAGUAAGAUUUCAUUGAUCCGCGCUUAGUCGCAGCUAUUUACCGUCUUGCUUUGUCCGCUUUGUUUUUCGCCAAAGCUCAUGCGGCAAGGCGAAUUUCGCUCAUUCGUUUUGUAAAAAGUUUUAAUAGAACAAAUGAUGUUUCAUUUCGAACGAAGUAAGCCAAGAAAUUGUUACAAUUAAAAGCAAACGGUGUAAGAAUUGGAGAUUUUUGUUGGAAUAAUGAAAUUUUUUCCGUGAUAAUAAUGUGGCUAUGCGUGGGAGGCCGGAUGUUCUAACGGGCAGGAUGUUAUAACAUUUUAUUGAGAUAAAUAUUUCACUUUGGAAAUGUUUUAAAAGUAUAUAUGUUGGGAAGAAAUAGAUAAUAAAAUAAAUCACAAUUCUCAAUAUGUUUAUUGAGUAUUGUGUAACUAACAAUCGUAGUUUUGUAUAAAGUUUAAUUAACAAAUAAAAAUAUUCAAUCAAUUUAAUUUUAAACUAUUAAUAAUGUAUGCAUCUAUAAUAUCAAGUUGCGUUUCUAAUAAAACGAUUAGCUAAAGUAUAUACAGUACAUAAAUUAAAUUAGGCUGGUCCAAGGCAACAUCCAUGGAAAUGCAUCAGUGUUUACCAGUCAUGCCAGUGAAAUGGAUGAAUUGAAUGACAUAAGGAAAAUAUAAAUUAUUAUAGCAGACACGCAUAGGCGUACGAGAGUUAGUCUCCCCCCUCCCCUCCCCCUCCCAGUCAGUUGUUUAGUCAGGCAGAUUCUACUUAAAAAUCGGAAAAUUAAAGUAUCUUGUCGUGAUAUUAAUGUUGAUUAGUAAGAGAAAUGAAAGUUUGCCUUCAAUUCUACACUAUAAAUUCUCUUCUGUAUCAAAUUUUUGUCCACGCGCCUAAUUUUUUUCUGAACGUACGGCUAUGACUAUGUUGACAGGGUAGUCACGGCAACCUUAUCAUAUGCAAACGAACUAAGUAUGCAAGUAGUCUUGAGCUGUAUUUGCCAGUGUAGAUAGUGCCAAUAAAAUGAACAAGUUUUCGUUGGUAGAGAUGCAACUAGUACUAGCUGAAAAUAUAUAAGGAGAAUUUCGACGUUUCGAGCGAAGGCCCUUCGUCUGCCCUAACCGUGGUCUGCCUAUGGCUAUGGAUAUGAGCUAUAAUAUUCAUAGAUAUCUUAUAUAAACUAGAUAGCGCAUCUCUAAAAUUGAAGCAAAGAAUAUUCCAGCGGUUACCCUCAUUUCAAUAGAUGGCGGCCAUGUUGGAGUUUCCCACUCGCUAAUAAACGCUUAAAAAACAACAAUAACUUUCAUCAUUUGAAUAGUUUGAAAAUGUAUUUGGAAUAGGUUUAACUUAAUGUUUAAGUUCCCUGUUUAAGAAAUUGAAAAAACAUGCGAGUCUUCUCAUUUCAUGGGAAUAUCCUGAGUCUGCAAUCACGGCUUCAAUUUUUGAAUUGCAGAAUAAUUAGAUGCACUAUUUAGUGUAUAUAAGAUAUCUAUGAUAAUAUUACGUCCCGUCUCCAGACGAAGGGCCUUCGCUCGAAACGUCGAAAUUCUCCUCAUAUAUCUUUAGGUGGUUGCAUCUCUACUAACGAAAGCGAAUUGUUCAUAAGUAUGCAUGUGGUUUAUAGAAAAUAACACUUUUCCAUGUUGUUGAAGCAACCCGGAAUCAAAGAAAACGAUUACCAUGAAAGAUGCAUUGGAUAUACGGAAUUUGUUUUUUUAAUGUAUUGUAUCAAUUAAUUAAUGCUGAUGAAUUUAUUAUUCCAGAGAAGUGGUCGACGUUUCAAAUUAAAUAGUGCUAUUCGAAGCAACACAUUACGUGCAAAACGUUAUCGAGGAAUUCAACGGUUUUCGUCGCAUGAUUGACAGAAAAUGACUCCAAAAUCACGACAAGUGAAAUUCAGAAGCAUUCAGAUUUCAGUUUCCAACGAAUUAAAUUCGACGGAAACUCGGCGUCUAUAAGUCGUCUAACACAGGCCUAGCAAUCACUCAGGAACAAUAUCCCGUGGACUAUUCGUUCACAGACAAUUGUUAAAUAGCCUUAGAUGGUAGGACGCUAAAACUUAAGUACUAUAAGUAGCAUGAAAUCGGAAACUAUGAUAUAUGCUAUAUAUAAUACAAUUAAGGAAAUAUGAAUAUAUAAUUAAGGCCGUUUUCCACUUCAAGCGUAACGUACCGACACGUAUCAAAACAAAUUUUAAAUUUCAAAAUUUAGUGAUUGCUGAUUGGUUAGUACUUCCGUAGUACGCUCAAAAGUUGACUUGCGACGAAGUUUUUAUUUUGAUACGCGAAUCAACCGGAAGUACGUAAUUUGAAAACCCAUCGUCAAGCUGCGCAUGCUCACCAGUACGUUACGGUACGAUAUGGGCGAAGUGCAAAACGACCUUUAUGUUUCUUGAGUUCCUUUCUUAAAAGUAUAGUGUAUUGUCCAGGAAGUACAUUAGAAUUAAUAUUAUUAGCUUCAUCCGUUAGGGCAGUAUGGCAGGAUUCUAAGAUCUUAAGGUUUUUGCGAUUGUUUCUGUCGACUAUUUUGGCAUUAGCUGCAAGGUCAAUGACCCUAAGAGUUAAGAUUAGAAUCCUGGAGUACUACCCUAUUAACGGACGAAGUUGACAAUAAUUCUGAUAGUGAUAUACUUCCUGGACAAUACACUGCAACUGAAGAAACAUUAACUAUAUACAGAUAGAUUUUAAAAGCCAGAGUGGGCAUUGCGGGAAACGUUCACGCAAACGAAAGGGACAAAUUGAAUCUUGCUAAUGGGGGCAAAUUUGAGUUCUACUCAGAUGUAAAACCAAGAAAAUAUAUUGUUCACCUUUUGGCUAUACAAUUAGCCUUUCUCAGUCCGCCAUUUUUGGGUGGCUUUUCAGUCGAAGUCUGCGAGAUAAGACCACUGCGACUUUUUAUAAUUUUUUUUGGACGAAUGAUGGUAAUUUGCUUUGUAAAUGGUUAGUUUUAUCAACAGUCAUUACUAUAUACAUUUUUAAUUAUUUGUGGCGCAAAUUGCAGAGUUUCCGUUUGAUAUCGUGGAAAAUGAUAAAAACUUGGACAUUACGAAUAAAGCACCGCAUUCUUCAACAUAAAAAAACCCACUUUAAAACAUUUCUACCGUUCCAAAAUUUGUUUUGUAUAAAAGUCCAGGUAUUCGUGUUGAUUUUGAGAUUUUAGUUCUUGCUUGAGCUAGUAUACUAAAACUGGAAAAUGAGUGAACUAUUUGAAUCUGUAUUUCAUUUGCAUUUCCAAAUUCUGAGCUGCGUUUAACCUUCGUUUAGGUUGUCCUAUACCACUCUGACAUUCCAGUCAUAAGUGUGGAACAGGGAACAACAUUUGGCUUGGCAAAAAUGUUGUAUGGAUCAGUUGGCGGACAUGGUCAAAUUAUUGGCUUGAAGCAACGACAACAUUCUUCAGCUUUGGCCUGUAUUAUAACACAAGAUGAGACAAUUUUAAUUGAACGAGAAUAUGACAUUAUCCUGCAUGCCCUACAUGGUAAGAUUUUGCCAUGAGUUUUUAAUUAAUGAACAACUAUCAAAAGCUACAUUAGAAUAUUGGGUUCCAGUGUAGGAAGGUUGACGUCCGUGUGGGCGACAUCCAUCUCACAAAAUAGAGACCCUUACAGAAGGCCGACUUCCUACUUUUGCCUUUGAUUUUGUCGUACCAGUUGCAAUGCUGCUCAAGACUUCAAUAUUGGGCGAGACCGAACGCCAUGUUCCUAGCCAUUGCGCUAACGAGAGCAUUCACUUCCUGAAAAUAUUCAACAUGGUGGACGUUCAGGGGGCAGUGAGCUCCAUAUAUAUAUCUGGAGUAGGAACUUGGUUGCUCAAAGUGAAGCCAGUUUCGUGUUAACCGCGCAUACAAAAACAAUAGAAAGGGACUGGAACUGACGUCCAAGAGCUCCUUCAAUUUCCUCCAUCUUGGCAAAGAGUGUGUAGAAAUUUCGUAUUUUGACUUCGAUUUAAAGAAUAAUAUUGUGAUUUUAUGAACUGAAAACUUGAUUAGUGAUACGGUCCAUUAGAAAAAACUGGAAUUAGCUGGGGAAAGUGGUAUAAAAACUGUUUACGACCUUCAGAGCUAUUGGACGUCAAUGGCCGCCAUCUUGGCUUCACUUUUCUCAUUGACUGAAUGACUGAAGUUCUCACUCCAGAUAUAUAUAGAGCUCACUGUCAGGAGAUCGUAAUGCCUCUCGUAAGCGCACUGGCUAGGAAGAUGGCGAGUGCAUUUUGAAUAAGGAAUCAUUGUGAAUCAUGGCGUGGAGGCAGUUACGUUUCUUAGCAGCUGGGUUAGCCUUCUGUAAACGUCUCUAUUCUGCGUCCAUGUUGUCCAAAAACGUCACUUGCUUAAUCUCUCUAUUAAUAAUUUUGGUUGAAGAUCUGACUACCUGAACAGAAUCUAACCGCUGAGGUUUCUUCAUAGGUUUGUUUGCUGUGUGUGACUGUGUUUUUCAAUUGGGCGGGGAUGGGAUUCCUGGGAUUGAAGUUACUUUUUCCCAUCUACUUUCCAAAGCAAUCAUAUAUUCACCCCUAUUUUCCACUUUUAGUUACCUUUGGUUUCUUGGCUGGCAAUUUUAGAAUGUUCAUUUGCAUGUCAAGCAGCUCAAUUGUCCACGAUAUUUUGUUAGCUCUCCAUGAACGAGACCAGAGUUAUGCAUAAGUAUAAGACUAGAAUUUUAAAUGGCAGGCGUCCACUAAAUGGCGUACAGUCUAGUUUAAUUUAGGAUGAAACUAGUGGAUUUACUGAAAACGUAUAGCAGUAGAGUCAGCCGGUCGUUUAGUAUUCCCGCUGUAACUUUAGAUCUAUAAUAAAUGGGAUUUAUUCGAAUACUGAAUUUGCAUACUGUUGCUGCAUUUCUUCAGGCACAUCAAAGGAAAGAAGAUUGGAUACAAUAUCACCCAUUUGUCAUCACAAGGAUGUCAGUACGUAUAUUUCUCCGAAACCAGACGCUCAACUACGGCGGGCAAAACCAUAUUCUACUCCCAGGCCAACAAUCUUGGAAAAAGAUGUCGGUAAUAUUGCUAACCUCAUGGAAUUUACAAGAAACGAUGGUCUUUUAUGGAGCGAACGAAGGGAUACACAGCGUAACAGUAACGAAAGCUUAGCUGCUAGUAUCAUUGACACUGAGAAACGACAAAAAAUAGUUCCUGUGACGAGCUGUUCCGAUUAUGUAACAAGUCGUAAAGAAAUGAGGAUCGAUUGCGCGGAUGAAGGUAGCGAUGAAAUACGUGUUAUUUCUCCUGCAGUUAGUACUUCUCCAAGUAGUGCCAGCAUCGAAAGUCCUGCGUCAAACCAAAAUUCACCAAAUCAG
Molecule: messenger RNA, 6571 nt
Organism: Paramuricea clavata
Lineage: Eukaryota; Metazoa; Cnidaria; Anthozoa; Malacalcyonacea; Plexauridae
Source: the annotation of a GenBank genome assembly